UUUCUCCGCUUUUGUCUUUCAGAGCCGAGUGUCAUUUGAUGGUCACUCUAGAGAGAGAGAGUGAGGGAGGGAGGGAGGAAUUUAGGCAGAGGAUUUAACUGCUGUCUGUUAAAGGAUGUGUUGUGAAGUGAGAGAGGAUUUGAGAGAGAGAGAGAGAGGAUGUUAGAGAGAGAUUCAGCUGUUCUCUGUUAAGUGUGGUGGAGGGAGGGAGGGAGAGAGAGAGAGAGAAUAUCAGGAAGAGGUAAAUUCUAAGAGAGUAUUUGUUGUUCUCUGCAACACAGGAUUUGGGUAUUAGUGAGAGAGAGAGAGAGAGAGAGAGCUUGAAAGUUCCAAUUGAUAUGAGAGGGAGAGAAAGAGAGAGAUUUUAAGUGUGUUUGGUGCUUUCCUUGCAACGCAGGUUUUCGCCGUGAGAGAGAGAGGGAGAUUUUACAGAGUGAAGGAGAGAAAUUUGAGAGAGAGAUAGUACUGCUCUCUGUGACAACCAGAAAUUGCCUCAGAGAGAGAGAGAGAGAGAGAGAGAGAGAGAGAGAGUGAGUGAUUUCGCUGAAAGGUUUGACUGCCGUCAGUAACAUUGGGAAAUUCGGUGGAGGGAGAUAUUUGCUGCUAUAUUUAGCUCAUUGCAGAGGAGUACACAGUCUCUGCUCUCCUUUCUUCGGAAGAGAUAACUGCGUGUACACUUUUCGUAUUUGGUGAAGGGAAUAUUCCAUUAUUGCAAAUGAUGUUUUAUUCUAUAUUUAGCGGAAUGAAGGCAAAGACUUGAUUUUUUUUUUUUUGAGAGUUUUCAGGUAGGAUUUUUACUAGAUUAUAUGAAGAGUGGCUGGAAAUUUGUGCAAUUGUAGAAGAACAGAAUAGAGAUUCUUGAAAAUUAAGGUGUCUCUGCAAUUUUUUACCCUGUUUCCUUGUUGUGUAAGAAACAGUUUUCUUCUUUGAUGUUGAAUGUGUGAGAUCGAAGGAUUCAUGGAGAAUCUUUGAUGUUGAAUGUGUGAGAUUGAAGGAUUCAUGAAGAAGAAGAUGGUUUCUUUUGAGCAUUUUUGAGGCAUGUAUUGUGACUCUCUGAAACUACAGAGAGAAAAGGAACAGAGCAUUUAAAACUUAGGGUUGCUGGGGGAGUAUGCCAUGGAAAUUUGGUGUUUUUUACUGUGAUUCUCUGUAAUUGCCGAGAGAGGAGAAGAGGAUUUUUGACAGGCCUGCAAUUUUGGUGUAUUCUUUUGUAAUGUUAAGUUUCCUCUCUUUUAUGUUGCUAGUGAGAAGAAAGGAUAAUGUUCAUUUACACAUGGAAGAUUCCUGCUAAUUUCAGGUUUUCCCCCCUCUCAUAUAUGUUCAAUAAAUGCUUUGGAGACGCCAUACCACUGCUAAAUUUAGGGUUCUCUUUUUUCAAGCUUAAUUGAGUUGCAGGGGCUUAUAUAUUAAAUGAUACUCUUAUUUGAUGAGAAAUUCAGGGUUCAUUGAGAUAGAGAUCUCUUAUUGUUUUAGGGCUUGUUUCCACAGAAGGAAAGUGGAAAGGAAAAUCAGAAGUACAUGCUAUUUAUAGGUACGUCUGCCCUGACUUUGUUUCAUUUGGCAUUUGGACAUUUAAGUUGGAGUUAUCUUUUGUUUAAGUGAGGUGUAAUAUUUCAGAAGCUUAAAGACAGGUGGGGUUUGAGGUUCUUAAAAUGGAGGUGUCUUCUCUAUAUAAGAAGCUGCCAUUUACAGUUUUCUCCAUCCAUUUGAGUGGUGUUCUGGAAAGAGGUUAGAAAGAAAUCUCUGCUUUAUAAUCUUUUGUGACCAUUCUGGCUGUGAAACCUUAAGAUAGAGGGUUUCUCGAUCUGAGGAAUCUCGUGAAGAAAAAGAGGACUUGAUUUUAGCUGGAGCAAAGGAGGUUAACUGAAGAAUUGUUAUCAAAGGUGUUUCCUUUCUGCUAUUUACUGUGUCAUAUCUUCAGAUAUUGAACUUCAAGUGAAAAUUUGUGAGUUAAUUUUGCGAUUUCAGCCUUCCUGUGUUUCUUACGAAAAAAAUCGAAUAUCAAAUGUGGAGCGGUGAUACUUUGAUAUAUCGAUGUGCUUCAUUUGGAAAUUCGGGCCUCCAAAUUUGAUAGUUUGAGUAAUUUCUUUUGCCAGUUAAGAAGAAGAAUAGGGAGGAUAAAUUUUUGAGAGGUUCUUAGCUUGGAUCCACUAAACUUAUAUUGGGAAAUAGCUAGAAGACGAGCUUUUACAUAAGAUUUUCUCAUAAGAUUUUCUUUCCCGUUAUAGUUCUCUUCUUCUUUUUAGGCGAAAAUGAUGGGCAGGGACUCUUUGAAAGAUUUGAGCGCUCCUUUGAGGGAAGCUGAGAAAUGCCUUGACUCUCAGUUAUGGCAUGCUUGUGCAGGUGGCAUGGUCCAAAUGCCCCCUGUUAACUCAAAGGUAUUCUAUUUCCCUCAGGGCCAUGCAGAGCAUGCUCAAGGGCCUGUAGACUUCUCGAAAACCGCUCUUAGGUUCCCACCCCUUAUUCUGUGUCGAAUAACCUCAAUCAAAUUCAUGGCUGACCCUGAGACCGACGAGGUCUAUGCAAAAAUACAUCUAGUGCCCCUAAGGUCCGAUGAUUUUGAUGGCAUGGAUGAAAACAACAGUGGGGUUUUUAGUAAUUGUAGUGGGUGUGAGGUCUCGGAGAAACCUUCCUCUUUUGCAAAGACACUGACCCAAUCUGAUGCUAACAAUGGUGGGGGUUUCUCGGUUCCUCGCUAUUGUGCGGAAACUAUAUUCCCACGCUUAGACUAUUCUGCCCACCCCCCAAUUCAGACUGUUCUUGCAAAGGAUGUACAUGGAAACACAUGGAAGUUUAGACAUAUUUACCGAGGUACCCCUCGUCGCCACCUUCUCACAACAGGGUGGAGCACUUUUGUUAAUGAAAAGAAGCUUGUAGCUGGGGAUUCUAUCGUCUUUUUGAGGACGGCGAAUGGGGAGUUAUGUAUGGGUAUAAGGAGGGCAACGAGAGGAAUUAGUGGGGGAGAGUCUCAAGGUUGGAGCCCAAUACCUGGAAGUUGCGUCUCCCAUUAUGGGUUGUCGAGAUUGGAGGCUAAGAUAUUGGGGGUUGGUGGAUCCGAGGGUUUUUCCAUGUUCAUGAGAGAGGAGGAAGGGAGGUUGAUGAGGUCAAGUAGUGGGGGAAUAAAGGGUGGGAAUUCGAAUUCAGAUGGGUUUUUGAGGGGGAGGAAUAAGGUUAGUGUGGAAGCAGUGGUGGAGGCAGCAGCUUUGGCGGCAAGUGGUCAGCCAUUUGAGGUUGUGUAUUAUCCAAGGGCAGGUACACCAGAGUUUUGUGUAAAGGCAGGGGCGGUGAAGUCAGCACUGAGGAUGCAAUGGGUGCCUGGUAUGAGGUUUAAGAUGGCUUUUGAGACAGAGGACUCAUCGAGGAUAAGUUGGUUUAUGGGGACGAUUUCAAUUGUUCAGGUGGCAGACCCAGUACAUUGGCCUAAUUCACCUUGGAGGCUUCUACAGGUAACUUGGGAUGAGCAGGAUCUGUUACAAAACGUGAAACGUGUCAACCCCUGGCUGGUUGAGGUGGUAUCAACCAUUCCAAGUGUUCAGCUAACUGCCUUCUCUCCUGCCAAGAAGAAACUGCGUCUCUCUCCUCACCUCGACUUCCCCAUUGACUCCACAUUCCAUCCUCUCUCCUCAAACAUUGACCCGACAUUCGCUUCUCUCUCCUCAAAUCUUAAUCCCACUCCUCUCACCUCCUCCAUGCCCAGGCCUACGAACCCAUUUCAGGGCCUCCCGGACUACCAUGUUCCUGCAGGCAUACAGGGAGCCAGGCAAAGUCAGUUCGGUGUUGCUCUCUCUAACCUUCACUUGAACCGACCAAACUCCACUCUUUUCCUGGAUGUUCUCAGGAGGCCUGAGCAUGUCUCGACCGAGCUCAUCAUAGGGAGCUCAAGCACUCAAGAUAAUGUCUCUUGUUUGCUCACAGUUGGUAGUCCCUCACUGAACUACAAGAAAUCAGAAAACCAUAAACCAACACCAUUUUUGCUUUUUGGAAAAACUAUACACAUGGAGCCUCAAGUAUCAGCAGUGGAAUCAACUGAUGGGCAUGAGGAAGUGGGUUCCCCUGCUCUUACUGUGAAUAGCUCACCAGAACAGAUUCGAGAAAGAUCUGAGCUUUUUUUGGAGAAAAACGAGCUUAGUUUGGAUAAUAAGCGAGAAGGUGGAAAGUGGGUUGAAGAGGGGAAUGGCCAUUGUAAGGUAUUCAUGGAGUCUGAGGAGCUUGGAAGGUCUUUGGACCUCUCGGCUUUUGGGUCUUAUGAAGAGCUUUAUAGGAAGCUCGCAACAUGGUUUGGGAUUGAGAGGUCGGAGACUCUUAACCACAUGCUGUACAGAGAUGAGAGUGGCACUGUCAAGCAAACUGGAGAUGAACCUUACAGUGAGUUCAUGAGGACAGCGCGAAGGCUGACAAUCUUGUCUGAUUCCAGCAGCGACAACAUGGGCAGAUGAAUUUUGCUGCAUUCAAAGGUUAAAUUUUGUGCGAGGGGUGACAAUCUUGUCUGAUUCCGGCGGUGACAACAUGGGCAGAUAAAUAUUGCUGCAUUCAAAGGUUAAAUUUUGUGCGCAUCAGUCGCUUCAGUGAACGAUCAGUUUCUCUCUCUAUCCAUGGUGGUCAAUGAAAAACUUUGAUCUCAGACUUGAUGUUACGCUUCCUUUUGUUUAGGAUAUUUAUUUUCUUCCUUCCAGAUUUUCUUUCUUUGAUGUAAGAAUAGCACAAUAGUUUGUUGCAGUUUGUCUUCAUUCUGAAAGAAAUGAUGCAUUUGUCUCAGCUCUCC
This is a messenger RNA of Amborella trichopoda, 4762 nucleotides long. Its product is annotated as auxin response factor 18. Gene Ontology annotation, biological process: response to hormone; regulation of DNA-templated transcription. NCBI's taxonomy places the organism in Eukaryota, Viridiplantae, Streptophyta, Magnoliopsida, Amborellales, Amborellaceae. The record is from RefSeq and is a predicted model, not a curated record. Gene Ontology annotation, molecular function: DNA binding. Gene Ontology annotation, cellular component: nucleus.